AGAAAUUUUUCUCAUGGAACACCCAACUGCAAGCUGCACAGUAAACUACUUCAACUAUUCAGUCGUUUCGGAGUCUCAUAAUUGAUAGUUAAUGACAAUGGAACACAGUUUACAUCCGCUACCUUCCCAGAAUUUCGUCGACAGAACGGAGUAAAUCAUGUUCAAACACGUCCAUUCCAUCCUCGAUCCAAUGAUAAAGUGGAACACUGUGAGCACAUUUAAAAAUGCUCUUAAAAUAUAAAGGAUAGGUGACCACCGAAAAAUCCUAGCGAGGUUCCUGCUUAUUUAUCGCUCUACAUCAAACCCUCAGACGAUUAAUGGGGUCUCCCCAGCAGAAGCUCUGCUUGGCAGAAAAACACGAACACAUUUCGAUGUCAUCUGUCCUACGCCAGCUCUCGAGCCUCAACAAAGCGUAUCGAUGGGGAAGCAGUUCAAUCAACAUCAUGGGGCACAAAGAUGAUUGUUCACGGUGAGUCAGAAAGUACUUGCUAUGGACUAUCGUGGAAACCAUCCUACAUGGACAGCUGAUCGGGUCGUGCAAGAGAAAGGAAAUGUGGUUUAUGAGGUGUCAGUUGGCUCAGAAGUUUGGGUACAUCAUGCUAACCAAUUGGAAGCAACUCCGACAACUAGCAACGAGACUCGUUAUAGAAUAUCUCUCAACGUUCUGCUAGACACCUUUGAAAUUGAAACGCCUAGAAUAGACAGGUUAGUUUCUGUGCAAGCAAAGAGUGAUACAACUUUAUUGCCUAGAUGAUGGACAAAUCGAAAUCACAGGCCGGUCACUCGGUUGCAGUUGGACCCUAGCACCCGAUCCUACGAACUUACUCAAAGGGGAAGUGUUAGCUGGACUUAGAUUAGAUUAAGGCAUGUUUCAUGCACGAUUGCUUUGGUGUGUGCUAAUUGGCUGAUUCUUAACUAAUCAGCGCUAGUCGAUACUUGGAGAAGUCUCUAGAAUUCUCUCUUGUAAAAACUAUAAAUACACUAACGUUUUUCUUAUUGUGCUUCUUACUUCCAUCUACUCUUGUUAUUUGGAAUAUAAUUUCUUUCCUGAUCAACCGUGUUCUGAUUUGGGGACUUGUCGAGUGAAUUGGUGUCCAAGAAUACUAAGCAAUAAGAAUAGCUGAGUUGUAAUAGAGAAUUAUAACAUUUUAAACCCUUUUGUCCCAUCUGACCAGGUAGAAAUCGUCACCUCAAACGUCUGUGUCAGCUGUUGUUUGUUAAACCCGUUGACACCGUACUUCUAUUUAGUUUUACCAUGUUUACCCAAGGUCGUGAAUUUAAGUUCUAUUUCGUAUUUUUUAUUAGAUUUUGUACCUUUGUUUGGUAAAUGGGGCUCAAACCCGUUACUCAUUAGUUGUGUUGCGUUUGCGUACUUCACUAGUGUGAAAUGAUUUAUAUUAAAAUUUGUAUCAGAUCAGUUUGUUCUCGGCAAUCAUCUUUUUUUCAGGUUAGUCAAUCAUGGGUGUUCCAGCUUUUUUCAGAUGGCUGAGUAUGAAAUAUCCAUCAAUUGUCACCCAUUGUGCAGAGAAACGUGGAGCUAUUUUGGAUGAUGAUGGCAAUAGAUCACCUAUAGAUACAUCGGAGCCGAAUCCAAAUGGAGAAGAAUUCGACAAUCUAUAUUUAGAUAUGAACGGUAUUAUCCAUCCAUGUACGCAUCCAGAAAACAAACCAGCUCCAAAAACGGAGUCGGAAAUGUUCCUAGCUAUUUUCGAAUACAUAGAUAGACUGUUUGCCAUUGUUCGCCCUAGAAGAGUACUGUAUAUGGCCAUCGAUGGAGUGGCUCCACGUGCUAAAAUGAAUCAACAACGCUCCAGACGUUUUCGAGCGGCUCAAGAGGCGAAAGAAAAACAAAUAACUAUUGAGCGUUUAAGGAAUGAACUAAUUGCAAGAGGGGCGCAUCUUCCACCACCUAAGGAAGAACAUUUUGAUUCCAAUUGUAUUACUCCAGGAACACCAUUUAUGGCACGUUUGGCUGUUGCUUUAAGGGGGUAUAUAUAUACUCGUUUGACAAAAGAUCCAGGAUGGAAGAAUCUGAUGGUAUUCUUGAGUGACGCAAAUGUUCCUGGUGAGGGUGAACAUAAAAUCAUGGAUUUUAUCAGACGACAGAGAAAUAAUCCAACUCAUGACGCCAAUACGAAACAUUGUUUAUGUGGCGCUGACGCUGACCUUAUAAUGCUUGGAUUAGCCACACAUGAACCAUAUUUUACUAUUAUUCGUGAGGAAUUUAAACCAAACCAACCAAAACCUUGUGAUUUGUGCGGCCAGAUGGGUCAUGAGAUGGAGGACUGCGUAGGUGCUCCAAAAGAAGAAGAUCCAAACGAAGGUCCUCCCCCACUACCUUCAGGAGAUGUGGAUUUCAUCUUUAUUCGCUUGAAUGUUCUAAGACAAUAUCUAGCAGAAGAUCUGAAGUUGGCCGGCAUUACAUUUGAAUGGGAUCUCGAACGAGUCAUUGACGAUUGGGUUUUUAUGUGCUUUUUCGUUGGAAAUGACUUCCUCCCUCAUCUUCCGAGUUUGGAAAUCCGCGAAGGAGCAAUCGAUCGUUUGAUUGAAAUCUAUAAGUCAACAGUCCAGAAAACGGGAGGGUGGCUGACUGAUAGUGGACGAGUCAAUUUAGAGCGUGUCCAACUCAUUAUGGUUGAUUUGGGAAAGAUGGAGGAUGAGAUCUUCAAAAAUCGUCGUGAAUCAGAACUACAGUUUCGUAAUAGAAAGCGUCAACAUUCAUCUGGCAAUGGUUAUGAUAAAAACCAACGCGGUUUCGCUCCACAGCGAUUGGGUCACCGCCCAUCAUUCGAAGUGUCUCAGUCUGGUUUUAUGGAACCUAUUCCCCUAAGAGGACGUCACGGAAUAGCACACCCCAAAGGUCACUAUACAAAUCAAGUCGUUUCUGCUGAUGAGUUAUUAGCUGCACGACGUUAUCAGGGUAGAUGUCAAGAAAGUGUUAAUUGGGUGGAUAGAAAUCUAAAUAACCUCGAGGCAGCAACAGCACUGAAAGCUAUGCUGAAACGCGAUAAACCUAUUGAAAACGGAAUCUCAAAUAAUAUGAAUAAUUCCACUAUUCUUCCGAAAAUACCUCGAAUUAUUUCUGAUAACAACACAAGUCCACAAGGUGUUUCAUCUGGUCGCAACAACAGAUCAGGUAAUCAUCACGACGAUGAGGAUGAGAUGAUGGAUGCUGCAGAUGAAGUACGGUUUUGGGAAGAUGGAUGGAGAUCACGAUAUUAUCGAUCUAAAUUUGGAGUUGACCCGACAGAUGCACCUGGGUUCUGUAUCAAAGUUGGUCAGGAAUAUGCCCUUGGUUUAUGCUGGGUCUUAGCCUAUUAUUACCAAGGUUGUGCUUCAUGGGAUUGGUAUUUCCCGUAUCAUUAUGCUCCAUUUGCUAGUGACUUCUCCAAAAUCGCAGAACUCGAUGUUGACUUUUCGAAAAAAGAAACAAAACCGUUUAGACCACUGGAGCAACUUAUGAGCGUGUUCCCGGCCGACUCUCGUAGUCACGUCCCUCCAGCGUGGCAGGACUUAAUGACCGAUCCCGAUUCUCCUAUAAUUGAUUUUUACCCAACUGACUUCAAAGUAGACUUGAAUGGCAAACGAUAUCUGUGGAUGGGUGUAGCUUUGUUACCAUUUGUUGAUGAGGUUCGUUUGCUGAAAGCUUUGGAUGCCCGAAGAAAUCUUUUAACAAAAGAAGAGAUUGAGAGAAAUGUUCGUGGUUCAGACCAGUUGUUUUGUAGAGCUGAUCAUUCUGCUGGUCCAUUGUUGCAUUCUCUAUACAAAGUAUCACAUGAAAAGGUUGAGAAAGAUAAUUCGGAAGAACAAGUCAUACCAACUUGGGCAUCUGCAAUUGAUCCACGUGUUACGUUUGGAAUUAGUGGUCUAAUCUGGCCUAACAAAAUGGCUUACUUGCCUGGGAGUCGUGUACCUAGUGCAGUCCCAGGUCACGUUCCUGAUUUAAAGGUUUCUGAAGCUGUAUCAAUAUAUUUUUCAGAUCCUCAAUAUCCAAAGGGCUUCGUCUUUCCUUCCAAAUUACUUGAAUCCGUUAAAAUGCCACCCCCAGUGUACCUUCAACCUCCUCAGCGUGGCAGAGGAAGAGGACGAGCAAGUUUUCGCACCGAUGAACAUCGUGGACGUUUUAAUGCCAAUGCGGCUAUGCAGUACUAUGCUCGAGACAAUUCGUCAGAUAGGGAGGAUACUGGUAGAGAUUUUUAUCCAAACUCACCGAUGAACAGGAUGGUUAUGAAUUCAUUACCACGAUAUCAGCGCAGUCGAGGUAGCCACUUACAGUAUUCAUCUAAAUCAGAUUGUGGCAAACCAAGUAACAACAUUCCAACAAAUUGGCGACCUGGGUCUUUUAAUCGUUUUCCUUCUCAAAAUGAUGCUUAUCAUCGAGGUGGACCUGCCUAUCGUCAAUCUAGUAGUCAUCCAUACGCUAAUCCGUAUUCUGUCCAUCCUCCAAACUUCAGUACAGGUCUUUCCAAUUCAGUCGUUAAGAAUAGCCGCCCACCAUGGUUGCCUCCAAAUGGUAGGGGUUGAUCAAAAUAUCAAAGCUUCUACUACUUUUUUUCAUAUUCAUACUACUUUCUUCCUGCAUUUUUAUAUUUUAUUAUUAUAACACAAUAUUAGUUGUAUAUGAUGUAGAAAUUAUUUUGCGCCUGUACAACAUAAGUAAUAAAUAUUUACUCCUUUCUUCACCAAUUCUAUUUACAUUAACAUGUAUACUAGUAACUGUAUUCUGGCACAAUCAAAUAGAAAACUUUGAUAUGGCAAUUUGUAUAGUGAAUAUCACUGAUCAUUUGUCAAUUUCUAUUUAACAGCUGAGUAGUGACACUAAAUUGUGAAAGACUAAUAUAAUUUUUUCGAAAUUUCAGCUGUUAAUAUAAACAAUUGAUAUUCUGUUCCAAAGAUUUUUAUUAAUUUCCUCAUUCUUAGUGAAUUUUUAAACCGUACUUGUUACGUAAUGAACAACUGGUACUCAAUUCAACUAAAUGACUCCAUAAAUAAUAAUCCAUAAAUAAUUCACAACCUAGGUUCUCAUUGUUUUAGAUUAUUCACUGUCCUAGCCACUAACAGUUGAAUAAACACUGGAUGAUA
Molecule: messenger RNA, 5082 nt
Organism: Schistosoma mattheei
Lineage: Eukaryota; Metazoa; Platyhelminthes; Trematoda; Strigeidida; Schistosomatidae
Source: the annotation of a GenBank genome assembly